Brachypodium distachyon (stiff brome) is the source of this 1140-nucleotide messenger RNA. RefSeq lists its product as uncharacterized. Bases 162 to 950 code for a protein of 262 amino acids. Lineage: Eukaryota; Viridiplantae; Streptophyta; Magnoliopsida; Poales; Poaceae. The record is from RefSeq and is a predicted model, not a curated record. The transcript has a single exon.
AACAUACGCUGGCGUGUUUAAUUAGCGCGUACAAUAUGCCUAUAAAUACACCAGCACUAGCUAGGCCCUUAAUUGGCAAUCAGUUGACAGUUCCUCAAAAGUUGUUGCUUGGUUUCUUCUUGUAAAGAAUCGAGAUUCGAGAGGCAGAGAGCAGGUCAACCAUGACAAGGCUGUUCGAGGAUCCACCGGCGGCGAUCUCCCACCCCGCCCACCCGGAGCACGACCUGAACCUGGUGACUACCAGUACCGGGGCCGGCGCGGGGCCUUUCCGGUGCGACGGGUGCAUGCAGCCGGGCGAGGGGCCGAGCUGGUACAGGUGCGAGCCAUGCAACUACGACCUCCACACCUGCUGCGCGCUCCCGUCGCCCACCCUGGAGCACGCCAUGUUCAAGGGCCGCACCUUCGUCUUCCACCACGAGCACCCGUCCCCGGCGUGCGGCCGGUUCUGCGACGCGUGCGGCGACGACGUCGUGGCCGGCGGUUUCGCGUACCACUGCCGCGACCGCGACCUGGACCUGCACCCGUGCUGCGCGCUCCUGGAGCCCAGCUUCGUCCAUGACGGCCGCGCCUUCGAGCUCCGCAGGGAUGCGUCCGGCCGGUGCGGCAUGUGCAGCAGGGCCGACGGACGCCGCCGCCGCAAGUUCUGGUCCUACGUCGUGUACGAGGACGGCAAGGCUGUGUACCUGCACGUGGCGUGCCUCAAGGACGCACACGCCCGCCGCGGCAGGAGCAUAGGCGGCGGGAGGCAGAUCCUCGUGGAGGCUAAUAACUCGCCGAUAACGGAGGGCGUGCUGCAGAGCUUGCCCCGGAGCACGCGGAGGAGCGGCGGGUUCGACAAGUUCCGCAGGAUCGUCGGCGUCGUCGUGAGUGUCAUCAUCGCGGUCAUCUUUGGGAACCCCUUGGCCCUCGUGUCCGCGGUUGCAGGCCCCGGUGGACUUCUCCGGGGGUAGCUAGUACAAAUACUUGGGACGAGUAAUUGUUUUGUUUUCUCUUGUUUGUUCAUCUAUAAGUUCCUUUCCUUGGGCCACCUUUUUCCAAGAUGCUCUCGGGCAACCAUAAAACUGUACUCGUACCUUUUUCAUGUUUCGAUGUUGAUUGCUGAUCACUCGGUUCUUAAAUGAUACUAACUCCGUUCCGUAA